AUGGCCCCCCACGACGCGGACGUCCUCAUCAUCGGCGGCGGCCCCGCCGGCCUCUCGGCAGCCACCGCGCUCAGCAGGCUGAUGCACCCGUGCAUCAUCUUCGACUCGGGCGUCUACCGCAACGCCCGCGCCGCCCACAUGCACAACGUCCCGACGUGGGACCACAAGAACCCCGAGGACUUCCGCGAGGCAGCCCGCAGGGACCUGACGGAUCGCUACAAGACCACCCGCAUAGUGCGUGCCAAGAUCGACAAGCUCGCCAAGCUGCCCGAUGGCGGCUUCGAGGCCCUGGAUGACGCGGGGAAGCGGUACACGGGCAAGAAGGUCGUCUUGGCCACGGGCUCCGAAGACAUCUACCCCGACAUUGCCGGAUACGAUGACUGUUGGGGUCGUGGAAUCUACCACUGUUUGUUCUGCCACGGCUACGAGGAGCGUGGCGCGCCCAAGGCCGCCAUCCUGGCCGUCGAGGACAUGGCGGACCUGAUGCACUCGAUUGCCGUGGGCUGCAUGGCCGCCCGCCUUUCCACGAGUGUGAGCAUCCUCACUCACGGCAACGCCGAUUUGACCAAGGAGAUCUCGGCCGCAGCCGCGGAGAAGGGCUUGACGGUAGACUCGAGGCGCAUUGUUCGCUUUAAGAAAGUGUCAGCCGACAGCGCUGACGUUGAGGUCGAGUUCGAGGAUGGCAAGAAGGAGGUGUUUGGCUUCGUCGCUCACAAGCCGAGGAGCAAGUUGAAUGGGCCGUGGGCAGAGCAGCUUGGGAUUGAGUUGACUCCCGGGCUCGACGUCAAGGUCAACCCGCCGUUCAACGAGACGAAUGUUCCCGGAGUCUUUGCAGCCGGAGACUGCGCCUCUCCGUUCAAGGUGGUGGCAGGAGGUAUUUCCAUGGGUCUCUUUGCUGCAAAUGGUGCAGCUGUGCAAGUCCAACAGGGCAAAUAA
Diplodia corticola is the source of this 936-nucleotide messenger RNA. Its product is annotated as thioredoxin reductase. The coding region runs from base 1 to 936 and encodes 311 amino acids. NCBI's taxonomy places the organism in Eukaryota, Fungi, Ascomycota, Dothideomycetes, Botryosphaeriales, Botryosphaeriaceae. The record is from RefSeq and is a predicted model, not a curated record. Gene Ontology annotation, molecular function: oxidoreductase activity. The transcript has 2 exons.